Molecule: messenger RNA, 2684 nt
Organism: Paramisgurnus dabryanus
Lineage: Eukaryota; Metazoa; Chordata; Actinopteri; Cypriniformes; Cobitidae
Gene: dusp4
Product: dual specificity phosphatase 4
Biological process (GO): endoderm formation; negative regulation of MAPK cascade; protein dephosphorylation
Cellular component (GO): nucleus; cytoplasm
Molecular function (GO): MAP kinase tyrosine/serine/threonine phosphatase activity
Source: RefSeq, a predicted model, not a curated record
AGAGAUAACUGCCCGUGGUAGUAAUGCUCUCAGGAGAGUAACACAACAUUACAUCGCUCUGGAUUUGACGUAUCGGUUUUGUUCGCGUAAGGUCAGGAUACGUUUGGCCUUGUCGAGAGAGAGAAAGAUGGUGACAAUGGACGAACUUUGUGAAAUGGAUUGCGGCGUUUUGAAAAGGUUGAUGAAGGACGACAGCGCGAAAUGUCUGGUGUUGGACUGCAGAUCAUUUCUAGCGUUCAGCGCCGGUCACAUUCGUGGUGCCGUAAAUAUUCGGUGUAACACAAUUGUCCGGAGACGAGCGAAAGGCUCCGUGAGUUUGGACCAGAUAUUGUCGGGCGACGAUGAAGUCAGAGCCCGACUAAAAUCCGGCUUGUAUUCCGCCGUAAUCCUGUACGACGAGCGGACGUCAGAUACAGACACUAUCAAAGACGACAGCACGAUCACACUGGUGCAUAACGCCUUGUGUAGGGAUAUAUUUAGGACUGAAAUCUUUCUGCUGAAAGGAGGCUACGACAGAUUUUCCACGCAGUAUCCUGAUUACUGUUUGAAAACCAAAACAUUACCCGUUUGCUCCCCUCCAUCAAGCGUGGAGGCCAGCUGCACAUUCUGCGGAACUCCACAGCACGACCAGGGUGGCCCCGUGGAAAUCCUACCCUUUCUGUUUCUGGGCAGUGCACUCCAUGCAUCUAAAAAGGAUAUGUUAGAUGGUAUGGGCAUUUCUGCUCUACUGAAUGUAUCGUCAAACUGUCCCAACCAUUUUGAAGGAGCUUACCAGUACAAGUGUAUCCCAGUAGAAGACAACCAUAAAGAAGAUAUCAGCUCCUGGUUCAUCGAAGCCAUCGAAUUCAUAGACUCCGUCAAGGAUUCCAACGGGCGCGUACUGGUGCACUGUCAGGCCGGUAUCUCACGGUCGGCCACCAUCUGCCUGGCAUACCUGAUGAAGAAGAAGCGGGUGCGUCUGGAAGAGGCCUUCGAGUUCGUUAAACAGCGACGCAGUAUCAUCUCUCCCAACUUUAGUUUUAUGGGUCAGCUGCUGCAGUUCGAGUCUCAGGUGCUGGCCACUUCCUGUUCCGUAGAAGCAGCCAGUCCUUCCGCCACGCUCGGCCCCAAGUCUUCCUCCACUCCUACGUCUCCCUUCAUCUUCAGCUUCCCUGUGUCGGUGGUGACGCACUCCCAGCCCAGCAGUCUCACCUACUUACAGAGUCCGAUCACGACGUCACCGAGCUGCUGAUACGUAGCCGUCCCUUCGUGAGAAGGUUCCUCCAAAGACUGAACAGAGUUUUGAAGGUUGAAUUUUUCGAAGUCCUUCACUUGGCACAAUCACAUGGUCGUCGAGCUAUGUUUUUUUGGAAAACACAAUCCGGGAGUCAUUUUGGUAGAUGAUCCUCACCAUGCAUUAAAAUCAAAAUGCAAUCAUAAUGUUAUGAGGACAGAUCAUCUCCUUCAUUUCCUGAGGUUUGCUUUUUCAAGGUCUGCUCUGUGUGGAGACAAAGUGCAGAAGUCUGACAGGUGCCUGACAGGUCAUAUUGGGUCUGGACUUCCCACUUUCCCUUCCUUCCUUCCUGUCUCUAUCUCUUUCUCUGGCUCUCAUCUCCUUGAAGAAUGACUGAAUUCCAUUAAUAGAGACAGUCCAGUCCUGCUGGAGCUCCCAGAAGUGCCAUUGUUGGCAAACCGUAGCUGGCAUAAUCCCGAGAAGGAAAUGUGUUUCACGAUUUGUCAGUGCCUUGCACAAAGAAGGUACAGCACGUUUUUAAAUGCUCACGUCGGACCCAUUCACAUCUUCUUUACGAAAUAUCACAAGUCAUUGAACCCUUGGGAAAACAUUCAAUCUGCAAUACGGACAUAUUCCGCAACCUGUUCCUAUCACAAAUUAGAGCAAUAACCUAAUUGUCCUUCUUCCCAGUCACAAUUAAAGCACUGUAUGGUUUGUUAUGUUGUAUGAUUGUGAUUUCAAACUUCUGAUUUUGUUGUUUGCCAAUUUGUACAGAAGAGAUCUCAUUCAUUAUUCCUGCUGUAUGCCUUACCAAUAAUGACUGUGGUGAUCUUCCACUGGGAAUGUUCUCAUUAAUAUGAUAUUUAAGUAUUAGUGUGUGAUACUUAUACUCGGAGGUCUUCAGAAAGGCACACAGAUAUUCGAAGGCACCACUUUUGAUCUAGUAAAUGGCCCAGAUUACCCUGAAGGGCUUAUACACUGAAACUUUUUACACUGGAAGUUUGGGAAACCAUGGUUUACUUUCCCAUAAGUCAAUUUGCUUUUUAGAGUCCCUUACUGAUGAUAUAAUUAAGAAAUUGCUCCGUAUAUUUGCAAUGUGUACAUGAGCCCCGUUCUCUUUUUUUUUGUAUGAGACCGUGGGCAUCUUUUAUAGAGCACUUAAGUGAUGCAAAAUUGAUUUGAGGUUUAUUUUGCACCUCAUCGGAAUUGAAGUUACUGAGCAGCAGCAAAUUUUUCCCCGCAUUGAAAUGUUUGUUUUGUUUUUGGAUAUUACAUUAUUAGUAAACAAUCACUCUUGAAUGCAAUACUUUUUACUGUACUUGUUAAGAGAAAUGUUAUUGGUUGAUAACUCAUGGCAAUAUCAUAGAAAGGGUUACGAUUUUCUAACUCUUCCCUGUUCUGUUGUAUUAUAUGUACAUUUAAUUUAUCUCAUGAUUGUCUUUGUUAAAUAUAAAAGUGUUCUUUAACGAAA